Molecule: messenger RNA, 3706 nt
Organism: Anopheles moucheti
Lineage: Eukaryota; Metazoa; Arthropoda; Insecta; Diptera; Culicidae
Product: solute carrier family 12 member 9
Exons: 8
Coding region: 375-3194 (939 amino acids)
Biological process (GO): chloride ion homeostasis; cell volume homeostasis; potassium ion homeostasis
Cellular component (GO): membrane
Molecular function (GO): potassium:chloride symporter activity
Source: RefSeq, a predicted model, not a curated record
GUGUGUUUGUCAAGAUCCUCUGUACGAUAAUAAGCACUGGCUCUAAAUAAUCAGACUGCUGCAGCAGUAUCUUCUGCAUGAGUCAAAGUUUAGACAUGCACUAGUUGAAAAUGUUAAUAUCGCUACGCAUCAGUGAUUCAAACAGUUUUGAGCUAUGAUUUGCAUCUUGUGAUUGAUUUGUGCUAUUUGCGCUACUUGCCGUGGAACUGAACGCAUCACUACAAACAGCUGUUCCUGCAAACCGAAUCGCUCCAUAAAGCUUUAGUUUUGCCGCUGCUGCUCAUUGAUUUGGACUUUAUGAUUCGUUUUUGAAGCGCAAAGUUCUAUUUCGAGUAUCGUAUUCGUCGAAGUGCACAACCAACCCAGUGGGCAGAAUGAUUGCACAAAAUAAUGCACGUAGCACCAACAAUGAUCCCGUAGAAUCAUCUGAAUCGUACCCAAUUACGGGAGGAUCGAAUGGGGCAGGAACGUCUCGAUUGUUUAGACAGUUUGGUAGCUUGUUUUCGUCACCAGCGGCAACGACUGAUCCGGCCGGAUAUGUGGAGUUCGGUAGCAUUUCCGAUCCUUCGUCCAGUUCGGGGCGCACGCUGGGAACGUUUGCUGGCGUGUUUUGUCCCGUCGCACUGUCCAUGUUUAGUGCGCUGGUAUUUAUUCGAGUUGGUUUCAUCGUGGGCAAUGCUGGCCUCUAUGUUACGCUUUUGCAGUUUAUCAUCGCUUACGUCAUUUUGCUUUUUACCGUUUCCUCCGUAUGUGCGAUUUCGACAAACGGCGCCGUUGAGGGUGGUGGUGUGUACUUUAUGAUAAGUCGAACACUUGGACCAGAGUUUGGCGGCUCUAUUGGAACACUGUUCUUUCUGGCGAACGUAGUAGGCUGUGGAUUGGCCAUAUCUGGAUGUGCGGAAGGCAUUAUACAAAAUUUCGGCCCUUCGGAUGGUGCCGGCAGUGGCACCAUUCCUGACGGUCGUUGGUGGCGCUUUUUGUACUGCAGUUCACUCAACACCCUGAUGCUGAUUGUCGUGUUAAUUGGCGCGGAAAUGUUCGCCAAAACUUCCAUGCUGAUUUUGGGCGUUGUGGUUAUUUGUUUGCUAUCAACAUACGUUAGCUUUCUUACUCAGGGCCCGAAGGAAGUAAACAUACCCCACGAGAAUAAUUUGGUGAAUUUCACUUCGGCCAGCUACACUGGUCUGCUGGCGGACACAUUGUGGUCCAAUCUGCAUUCAAACUAUACGAAAGAUUAUACCUCGAACGGAAACCAGGUGAAUUUUGCCGUUGUAUUCGGUGUGCUGUUCUCGGGUGUUACAGGCAUAAUGGCCGGAGCAAAUAUGUCGGGAGAGUUGAAAAAUCCCUCGAAAAGCAUUCCAGCCGGUACGCUGUCCGCGGUGCUGUUUACUUUCCUGUGCUACAUGGCAUUGUCCAUACUGAUAGCGGCCACCACUACGAGCACGUUAUUGCAGAACAAUUUCCUAUUUUUGGGCCCAAUCAAUAUAUGGCCAACAUUUGUAACGAUCGGAAUUUUGACGGCAACGUUUUCCACUGGCCUUAGCAAUCUGAUUGGCGCCAGCCGCGUCAUGGAAGCGCUUGCAAAGGAUCGAGUCUUUGGGCCACUGAUGAGCUUCGUGAUCAAAGGAACGUACAAGAAUAAUCCGAUCGCCGCCGUUAUUGCUAGCUGGAUGCUGGUGGAAACGAUCUUGCUGAUCGGUUCACUUAACACGAUCGCACAGAUCAAUUCGGUGUUGUUUAUGCUUUCCUAUCUCGCGACCAAUUUGGCGUGCUUAGGCAUUGAGAUUACGGGAGCACCCAAUUUCCGUCCAACGUACAAGUAUUUUUCGUGGCAUACCGCAUUAAUCGGUCUGCUCGGGACCGCAAUCAUGAUGUUUGUGAUAAACUCGAUCUAUGCAUUGUCUAGUAUUAUAUUAUGUCUGUUCCUCGUGAUUGCGCUUCAUCUGUUUUCCCCAGCAUGUCAAGGUGCACAGUGGGGAUCCAUUUCGCAAGCGCUGAUGUUCCAUCAGGUGCGCAAAUAUCUGCUGAUGUUAGAUUCGCGAAAAGAUCACGUAAAGUUUUGGCGCCCACAAAUGUUGCUUCUUGUGGCCAGCCCACGGUCCUGCUGUCCUCUGAUUCAUUUCGUAAACGACAUGAAGAAGGGCGGUACGUAUGUGAUCGGCCACGUGAAGGUAGGCGAAUUUGCGGAUAAUGAUUCGUCGAAUGAUCCCACGAUAGAGGAAUACGCACAGUGGCUUUCGCUGUUAGAUCAUCUGAAAGUGAAGGCAUUUGUGGAGUUAACGUUAUCGAAAAGCGUGCGGGAAGGAAUACAACAUCUGAUACGAAUCUCCGGCAUGGGAGCAAUGAAACCCAACACUACCAUUCUCGGUUUUUACGAUGAAGAACAGUCGAAAGACUUUUUUGAGUAUGAGGAUUCACCGUACAAAACGAACGAGUUUGAUGGCAAUGGAGUUAAGCUGUUCCCGUAUCGCAAGAGCGGCGAAUCUAAAUCACUCGGAGUGGUCGAAUACGUACGCAUCAUUGACGAUGUGUUAAGGAUGCGGAAGAAUUUGUGCCUGUGUCGUCAUUUUCAUCGACUGGACAAGCAAAUGAUUGCGCGCAAUAAUCACAUCCGUUACAUUGAUGUAUGGCCGGUGAACAUUUUCGAGCCGAAGAAUGAGGAUCCGUUCGAUGUGGUGUCACAAUUUAUGAUGCAGUUGGCGUGUAUCAUUAAAAUGUUACCUAUUUGGAAGAAGCUCGAACUACGUGUGUUCCUCUGCGAAUCGGAAACCGUGUCGGAGAAUAGUGCUGCUUUUGAACGUCCUGCAGAACAUAGGCUUGAUCAACGGUUGAAGCUGUUGAGAAUUUCAGCAUCGAUCCAUAAGAUUCCCGAAUGGAACAAAGACAUUGAUUUUGCGAAACAUCGGAAUAUUCUCAAACAGUUUACGGGUAACAGUGAUAGUAACCAAAUGAUGGCAGAAGAAAACAUCAAUCGCUCGAAAUUGUAUAUGCAGAGAAUCAAUCAGAUUAUUCGAGAUCGAUCCAAUGCAACGGCUGUGACAUUCAUGUAUCUUCCAACGCCCCCAGCUACAUCAUCCGUUGACUACAAAGAAAAGUGUCACCAUUAUCUCGAUCUACUAACAGAGCUUACGUUCGAUCUUCCACCCACUAUAUUGGUGCAUGGUAUUGAUGCAGUGACAUCAACCACUCUGUAGGAAUAAUGGGAAAGGUUCGAGUCCACCUCCUCGUCAUAUAGAGAUUGAUCUGUUCAACUAUAUGUUUUGUUUUCUAUAAAUGUCGCUAAGAGUGCACAUUGCAAGAAAGAUAAAGAACACAAUUAUUAGACGUAAAAACUGAUUUGAUGAGGAAAGCAAUUUUUAGGUGUAAUUAUAAAACUAACCUUAUGCAUACAUUCAGCAGAUAGAUAUAUGAUAAGCUUUGAAGUAUACAACAAUACGCAGAGCAAUUCCAUGUUUAUUUUUGUAAUUGAGUUAAAUUAUUUUAAAAUAAUUAUUUCUAUAGCAUUAGAAACGCACCUAUGGCACAUGAAAGUGUAAUAAAACUGUCCACUGAUAGUAGGUAUAGUAGAUUGUCUGUGUUCUUUAGUACAUCUCAUAUCCGUUUAUAUCUAUCCAUUAUGUUGGAAAAGUUUACAGACAUUUAUUUGAAAAAAAGAAUAAUGUUAGAAAAAGCGAAGAUUUUCAAUUGUGGAAAAUGGAAACAGAAA